Molecule: messenger RNA, 1296 nt
Organism: Glarea lozoyensis ATCC 20868
Lineage: Eukaryota; Fungi; Ascomycota; Leotiomycetes; Helotiales; Helotiaceae
Product: C2H2 and C2HC zinc finger
Exons: 4
Coding region: 1-1296 (431 amino acids)
Biological process (GO): regulation of transcription by RNA polymerase II
Cellular component (GO): transcription regulator complex; PcG protein complex
Molecular function (GO): RNA polymerase II cis-regulatory region sequence-specific DNA binding; DNA-binding transcription factor activity, RNA polymerase II-specific
Source: RefSeq, a predicted model, not a curated record
AUGGACGUCAUGGAGUUGGUCGAGAACGAGCCUAAUGCACGCCCAUUCCAGUGUGAUUGGCAAACAUGUAGCAAGAGCUUCAACAGAAAAUCCGAUCUUCAGAGACAUUAUCGAAUCCACACCAACGAGCGACCAUACUCAUGUAUGACACCUGGAUGCGGAAAGAGCUUCAUCCAAAGAAGUGCCUUGACCGUUCACAUCCGAACUCACACCGGUGAGAAGCCACAUCAAUGCCAACAUAUCGGGUGUGGAAAGCGAUUCUCAGAUUCUUCGAGUCUUGCAAGACAUCGUCGGAUACACACGGGAAAGCGACCUUAUAAGUGCGCUCAUGAAGGCUGUUUGAAGAGCUUUUGCCGAAAGACCACCAUGGUCAAGCAUCAACGGAGAUCUCACCAACGAGGAGUUCACUCAUCAGAACUUGAGGACGGCGAAACAUCAGACUCCGACAAUGGGGAGUCUCCAUCAACACCUCAACAUUCAGGUCAGAUGCAAUGGCCUCAGAACGGAAUUCCUCAACACCAAGUGAUGCCUCAUGGCUCGUCGCUGCAUCGUGCCCAUUCAUUUGCCGAUUUUGGACAUCAGCAACAAAUUGACAGCUAUCCAAUGCAGCCAAAUUAUGGGCAUCGCCACAGUCUUUCUGGCAACACACAGCCUUAUCAUCCACAAACGAUACAUGAACAACCACAUCCUGUUCCAAUCAUGCACCGCGCACCAAGCCUUCCUGCACAUUCAUCGUACUAUGUUCCGGAGCAAAACAACCCAGGGGUUGCAACACUGAAUACAAACCCGCCUCCAAUCCAGACGUACCAGAUUCCACGUCAAACAAUGGAAGGGCCACCUCACGAGAUCAUCCAAAGCAGUCCAAGCAGUUACUCAUCUGCAUCAAGAGCGAGCCCAGUGUCCCAAGAACCAUACUACACACACCAUUCGACACAAGCAGCUACCUAUGCUUUGCACAACUCUUCGCCGAUUGAGCAGCAGCAACAGCAGCAACAGCCAAUGAUUCAUUAUCAACUUCCUCCUCAACAGAUGCCACCUCAACAGGCGCAGCAGCAACCUCAGCCAAUGCCUGCCCAUCCUCAACCAGUCGCUCACGUGCAGGAUCACUAUCACCAUGCUCCACCACAUCAUGAGGCAUGGUAUGAACAGGUUGCUACUUAUCAAGCACCUGAAGUGGUCGCUCAUAUCCAAGCAUUCCCACCGAACAAUGUGUUCCAGAACCCAUGGCUCCAGAAGAUCGAACACUACGACGACCCAUCAUUACAGAUGCCCAGCGCUAGACUCGAGAAUCUGUGA